This is a messenger RNA of Perognathus longimembris pacificus (Pacific pocket mouse), 3322 nucleotides long. It is a transcript of the gene Ddx23, whose product is annotated as DEAD-box helicase 23. The transcript is spliced from 18 exons. Gene Ontology annotation, molecular function: ATP binding; RNA helicase activity; RNA binding. Gene Ontology annotation, biological process: mRNA splicing, via spliceosome. NCBI's taxonomy places the organism in Eukaryota, Metazoa, Chordata, Mammalia, Rodentia, Heteromyidae. The record is from RefSeq and is a predicted model, not a curated record. Gene Ontology annotation, cellular component: catalytic step 2 spliceosome. Bases 162 to 2624 code for a protein of 820 amino acids.
CUCGGCGACCAGGAAGCAAGAAAGAUGGCGACUGCGGGACGACGUUGAGGCCGCGUUAGGCGGUUCAGGCUCUGUGGUGCUGAUUUCCAGAACAGUGGGGGAAAAUGUGCAUGGAGGUCCUGUGUCCCCUUAGUCAAGUUUCUCCCAUCGCUUAACUAGAGAUGGCAGGAGAGCUGGCUGACAAAAAGGACCGAGAUGUAUCACCCUCCAAGGAGGAAAGGAAGCGAUCUCGUACUCCUGACAGAGAGCGGGAUAGAGACAGGGACCGGAAGUCUUCCCCAUCUAAAGAUAGGAAGCGGCAUCGUUCAAGGGAUAGACGUCGAGGAGGCAGCCGUUCGCGUUCCCGUUCUCGUUCUAAGUCUACAGAAAGAGAUCGGAGGCACAAAGAACGUGAACGAGAUAAAGAACGGGAUCGGAAUAAGAAGGACAGAGAUCGAGACAAGGAUGGACACAGACGGGACAAGGACCGGAAGCGAUCCAGCCUAUCUCCUGGCCGAGGAAAAGAUUUUAAAUCUCGGAAGGAUAGAGACUCUAAGAAGGAUGAAGAGGAUGAACAUGGUGAUAAAAAGCCUAAGGCCCAACCACUAUCCUUGGAGGAACUACUGGCCAAGAAAAAGGCUGAGGAAGAAGCUGAGGCUAAGCCCAAGUUCCUCUCCAAAGCAGAGCGGGAGGCUGAAGCUCUAAAGCGGCGACAGCAGGAGGUAGAGGAGCGGCAGAGGAUGCUGGAGGAAGAGAGGAAGAAAAGGAAACAGUUUCAAGACUUGGGCAGGAAGAUGCUCGAAGACCCUCAGGAACGGGAACGUCGAGAACGCAGGGAGAGAAUGGAGCGGGAGACCAAUGGGAAUGAGGAUGAGGAAGGGCGGCAGAAGAUCCGCGAAGAGAAGGAUAAGAGCAAGGAACUGCAUGCCAUUAAGGAGCGUUACCUGGGUGGCAUCAAAAAACGGCGGCGAACGAGGCAUCUCAAUGACCGCAAGUUUGUCUUUGAGUGGGAUGCAUCUGAGGAUACCUCUAUCGACUACAAUCCCUUGUACAAAGAACGGCACCAGGUGCAGUUGUUAGGGCGAGGCUUCAUUGCUGGCAUCGACCUAAAGCAACAGAAACGAGAGCAGUCACGUUUCUAUGGAGACCUAAUGGAGAAGAGGAGAACCCUGGAAGAAAAGGAGCAGGAAGAAGCAAGACUCCGCAAGCUUCGUAAGAAGGAAGCCAAGCAACGCUGGGAUGAUCGCCAUUGGUCUCAGAAGAAGUUAGAUGAGAUGACAGACAGGGACUGGCGGAUCUUCCGCGAGGACUAUAGCAUCACCACCAAAGGUGGCAAGAUUCCCAAUCCCAUCCGAUCCUGGAAAGACUCUUCUCUGCCCCCACACAUUCUGGAGGUCAUUGAUAAGUGUGGCUACAAGGAACCAACACCUAUCCAGCGUCAGGCGAUCCCCAUUGGGCUACAGAAUCGUGAUAUCAUUGGUGUGGCUGAGACUGGCAGUGGCAAGACAGCAGCCUUCCUUAUUCCUUUGCUGGUCUGGAUCACCACGCUCCCCAAAAUUGACAGGAUCGAAGAGUCAGACCAGGGCCCUUAUGCCAUCAUCCUCGCUCCCACCCGCGAGCUGGCUCAGCAGAUUGAGGAAGAGACCAUCAAGUUUGGGAAGCCGCUAGGCAUCCGCACUGUGGCUGUCAUUGGUGGCAUCUCCAGAGAAGACCAAGGCUUCAGACUCCGAAUGGGUUGUGAGAUUGUGAUCGCCACCCCAGGACGUCUCAUUGAUGUGCUGGAGAAUCGCUACCUGGUGCUGAGCCGCUGUACCUAUGUGGUUCUGGAUGAGGCCGACAGGAUGAUUGACAUGGGCUUUGAGCCGGAUGUCCAGAAGAUCCUGGAGCACAUGCCUGUCAGCAACCAGAAGCCAGACACGGAUGAGGCUGAGGACCCUGAAAAAAUGUUGGCCAACUUUGAGUCAGGAAAACACAAGUACCGCCAAACAGUCAUGUUCACAGCCACCAUGCCCCCAGCAGUGGAGCGUCUAGCCAGGAGCUAUCUUCGACGACCUGCCGUGGUAUACAUUGGCUCUGCAGGGAAGCCCCAUGAACGUGUGGAACAGAAGGUCUUCCUCAUGUCAGAGUCAGAAAAGAGGAAAAAGCUGCUGGCGAUCUUGGAACAAGGCUUUGAUCCACCCAUCAUCAUUUUCGUCAACCAGAAGAAGGGUUGUGACGUGUUGGCCAAGUCCCUGGAGAAGAUGGGGUACAAUGCUUGUACACUGCAUGGUGGAAAAGGCCAGGAGCAGCGAGAGUUUGCACUGUCCAACCUCAAGGCUGGGGCCAAGGAUAUUUUGGUGGCUACAGACGUGGCUGGUCGUGGUAUUGAUAUCCAAGAUGUAUCUAUGGUUGUCAACUAUGACAUGGCCAAAAAUAUUGAAGAUUAUAUCCACCGCAUCGGCCGCACUGGACGAGCAGGCAAGAGCGGGGUGGCCAUCACCUUCCUCACCAAGGAGGACUCAGCUGUGUUCUACGAACUGAAGCAAGCCAUCCUGGAGAGCCCCGUGUCUUCUUGCCCCCCAGAGCUAGCCAACCACCCCGACGCCCAGCAUAAACCAGGCACCAUCCUCACCAAGAAGCGCCGGGAAGAGACCAUCUUUGCUUGACACAGAACUCUUCUGUUGGGUUUACGGGUGCACUCUGAAGCUGCCUGGGGCCUGCUCUUCGGGAUCUUCACACCCCACUUUCCAGGUUCUCACUCCUGGGCUAUGGGAGUGGAGGAAACAGACUCCCUGGUCUAGACUCACUCAGGGCAAGAGGCCUGAAUGUGAGGCCGCAAAAGGAUGGGAAGUUGCUGGAGGCAAGGAGAACCAAUUCAUCAGAUUUGGGCUCAGUUUUGCCUUUUGCAGGGGCCUUGGAAUGGAUACUGGACCAUCAGCUCCUGCCAGCCAGGUUAUGGGGAAGCUGGUUGACACUACCCCCUACCCCCCCAGGCCAGGCCUCCUGGAUGGGCCCUCCUUCAGCACAAGACUCGUGCGUAAUAACCAUGUGCAGUGCAGCAGCGUCAUUGCCCUAGCUGGCCCAGGGGACCCCGCACCAGGAAGGUGGUGGGCCUUGGACUCUGUCUUUUUGACAGCUGAUUUUCCAUUUGGAGCUUUUAGAACUGUGCACGUGCCAAGGGGUGCUGUGCACUCUAGGCAUCCCUCCCCCCGGGGAUUUUCUUUCUUUUUUUUUUUUAAAGUAGAUAUGGGGGCAGAGUGAACUGGCUGUGACCAUCUUGAAGUCACUGAGUGAAAUUUUGGUUUUUUAUUCUCUGAGAAGAUAAGUUUGUAUGUUCUGAGAAUAAAUAAUACAUGAACAUUAA